UAUGUAUCCAUAUUGCACUAAUAAAUGUCUCCCUUAAACGACCUUGACACGUAAAUUAUCUGAUCAGGCAGAAGUAGGGCAGUUUUGUUGUGAAAAGGUGUUUAUAUUGAAUAAGGCACUUGUAAACCUAACAUCAUGUCACAAGCAGUUAGAACUGUCCCGAUCAGAUUCUUGUCAACAAUUAAAAGGUUACAGUCACACACAAAGUAUACUGGUCGUAUUAUUGUGAGUAAGAAAUGUACAGGUCACAGACUUCUACAUACCACAGCACGAGUGUGCACUUCUGUCGGUCAGGGACCACCAGAUGAUAGCGGCGGACCAGGAAAUGGGGAUGGAGGAGAGAUGUCUGGUUCUGGAAGUGGAGAUAAGGGCAGUGUUGGGGAUGAAAUUGUGUUGGACUGCCCAAAGUGUGGGUUACCAUUUACAUAUGUAGUGACAAAUGAAGAGCAUGCAAGAUUUAUAAGGUGCAGUAAUUGUCAUCAUUACACCAUAUUGAAUUUACAUGGAGCUAAAGCAGAAAAACCAAAAGAAAAGAAAAUACCUACACCUAAAGAAAUCAAGGAAUAUUUAGACUGUCAUGUGGUAGGACAGACCUUCGCAAAGAUGAUUUUAUCUGUUGCUGUAUUCAACCACUACAAGAAAGUCAAUCAUAAUCUGAAAAGCUCGAAACCUGAGAGGAAACAAAAUGCAUUCUACACACCUAGAGAAAAUAUAGCCGACAUUUUACAGAUGUCCGGAAACACUGCUUUAGGUCCACACUCGGAGCCACCUGUGAAGAAAAGUAUUACCAAUACUGGUAAUGAAUCAGAUACAGAAAUCAUCUUAGACAAGAGUAAUAUACUAAUGUUGGGACCAACUGGAUCAGGGAAAACCUUAUUGGCCCAACAUUUGGCGAAAGUAUUAGACGUACCAUUUGCUUUCUGUGACUGUACGACUCUAACAUCAGCUGGUUACGUUGGUGAAGAUAUUGAAUCUGUGAUAGGGAAACUGUUACAAGAGGCUAAAGGUGAUGUGGAGAAAUGCCAAAGAGGUAUAGUGUUUUUGGAUGAAGUUGACAAAAUAGCAAGAGAAAGGAGUACUGUAAAUGUUCUGAAGGAUGUGGGAGGGGAAGGAGUCCAACAAGCUAUGUUGAAAAUGUUAGAGGGUACAGUUGUCAAUGUGCCAGAGAAAAAUAAUAAGCGGCAUAGACUGGAAGCUACACAGGUGGACACAACAAACAUACUUUUUAUCGCUGCUGGGGCAUUUAAUGGACUUGACAAUGUUGUAAAGAAACGAAAAGAUGUGAAGAACCUAGGUUUCGGAGCACCCCAAAAGAAGGUGCAAAGCUCAGAACAAGAAUCUUAUAGCCCACAUGAAUUACAUGGUAAAAAAGUGUCUGUGAAGUAUGAAAAUGAACAGAAAGAUAAAUUAUUAGAGAGUGUAGAAGCUACAGAUCUAAUAGACUUUGGACUCGUACCUGAGUUUGUGGGACGUAUGCCAGUGAUUGUACCUUUACAUUCGUUAACAGAGGAAAUGUUGGUUAGAAUAUUAACAGAGCCACAGAAUUCUCUUAUCAAACAGUAUCAGCAGUGUUUCUUACUAGAUGAGUGUCAGUUAGAGUUUACAGAUGAUGCCUUAAAAGCUGUAGCUCAUAUAGCCAUGGAGAAACAGACAGGAGCACGUGGUCUUAGAACUGAAGUCGAGAAAUGCUUGUUGAUGCCUAUGUAUGAACAGCCCGGGUCUGAUAUUAAAACUGUGAUUAUAAAUGAAGAUGUCGUGAAGAAUGAUUCACCUGCAAUUUACAUACAUGAUACUGAAGAGGAGGAGAGACAAUCUGGGUCUUCAACAGCAUGAUCUAGUUUUUAAUGUUUUAGACUGGUUUAAUGUUUUAAAAAUGUGACUAGUUUCAUAGAGUGAUUGACUGGUUAUUCAGGAAGCAGUACUGUUGUAGACUGGUGUCAUGUAUUUAAAUGGUUCCUCUACAGCAGCAUUGUAUUUCUACAUAGUUCAGUAUGAAAAGUAACUGUAGAACAAGAUGUAAAAUGACAAAUGAUACUCACAUGGUUAAUUAUUAAUUCAGUUUCGAAAAUUGCCAAAUCACAGUCAUGCAUCGUUUAUUUCAGAAUAGUUGAGCAGUUUCAUUUCAUAUAUAUGUGCACAUGUUGUGAACAUAGUAUUUAUAGGAAAUAAUAUUAUGUUAAAGAUGAAUAUUAUGUGAAAUGUUUUUGUGUAGUGUUCUCAUGAUGAUUUGAAGAAAGAUCACUUUUGGACUUUCUUUUACUAGGGUUUUUUUAUGCCCCCACAAAGUGGGAGCAUAUAGCGUUGCACUUGUCCGUCCGUAUGUCUGUCCGUCCGUACGUCCCAAAAUCUUGUGAACACAACUCCUCUUAAACCGGAUGGCAGAUUUUGCUUAAACUUUCAGGGAUGAACAACCUAAAUGUGUAGAUGGUAGUAAAGGAAGGAAUUUUUGCUGCGACCAAAUUUAACAGAAUUAUGGCCCUUUGUUGAUUUUUUCACUAUAUACUAUGUAGAAAUUUUGUGAACGCAACUCCUCUUAAACCGAAUGGCAGAUUUUUCUUAAACUUCCAGGGAUGAACAAUCUUAAUGUGUAGAUGGUAGUAAAGGAAGGAAUUUUUGCUGCGACCAAAUUUAAUAGAAUUAUGGCCCUUUGUUGAUUUUUUCACUAUAUACCAUAUAGAAAUUUUGUGAACGCAACUCCUCUUAAACCGAAUGGCAGAUUUUGCUUAAACUUCCAGGGAUGAACAACCUUAAUGUGUAGAUGGUAGUAAAGGAAGGAAUUUUUGCUGCGACCAAAUUUAACAGAAUUAUGGCCCUUUGUUGAUUUUUUCACUAUAUACCAUAUACAUGUUGUCAGUGGGGGCAUCCGUGUCCUUUGGACACAGUUCUAGUUUAAAAAGAAAAUGAUAGUUAAUAGAUUGGUAAAUGUGCUCAGACUCUCAUUCAUUUUUCGACAAAUUAUGACAUGUAAUGCAUGAAUAUAGACUAUAUAUAGAGAUUCUCUAUGUAACUCCUAUAUUUCUUAAAGGAUUUAAAAAGAACUUUUGUUACCAAGUUCCCUGGUGCAUGUUACUAUGGUUUUGUGAUUUAAAAAUGUUGAGCAAAUGCAUAGCCCAUUAAUAUUGUUUGUUUUCAUAUGCUAUAUAUUGAGAAAUUCCGUGUCUGUGUACAGUUUCUCCAACAUUUCUUAAGGACAUUCAACAAAAUUUGACAGAAUUAUUAAAACAAAGAACCCAAGCUCAUACUUUUAAAGUUUUGCAGUUUAAUUAUUUUUUGCAAAGUUAUAAGCCCUUUUUUGUUGUUUCUCCAUAUGAUAAGUAAUAGAGAAAUACACUUCUAUGCUCUAGGUCUGUGACCAUUCUCAAGUCUUCUUCAAAUAAUUUUAGGCAGUUUUGUGACAAUUUUUCACAAUAAGUGAAUUAAAAGCAUUUAUUACAAGUGUUGAUUUUUGUGCAUUAAGAUUUACCCUUGUCCGUCCCUCCAUCCAUCAGUCAGUCUGUUCUCUUUUUGUGUCGCACAUAGCUCAAAAAGUAAUUGACCUACAGUCAUGAAACCUUACAAAAAUGUUGAUCAGCAUGUGAAGUUGUGCACCUGGGUAUUUUCAUGUGGAUAUAUUGAGUAUUUUUGAAUAAGUAAAAAUUUCCAAUUUUCAACUUGUGUCGCAUGUAACUGAAAAAGUAUUUGACCUAGAGUCAUGAAAACUUACAAGAAAGUUGGUCAGUAUGUGUAGUUGUGCACCUGGGUAUUUUCAUGUGAAUAUUUUUAGCAUUUUUAGAGUUAUUGCCCUUGACUUAGUAAAAAUUUGCAAUUUUCAACUUGUGUAGCAAGUAACUCAAAAAAUAUUUGACCUAGAGUCAUGAAACCUUACAGGAAUGUUGAUCAGCAUGUGUAGUUGUGCACCUGGGUAUUUUCAUUUGGAUAUAUUUAGUAUUCUUAGAGUUAUUGCCCUUGACUAAGUAAAAAUUUCCAAUUUUCAACUUGUGUCGCACGUAACUAAAAAAAUUAAUUGACGUAGAGUCAUGAAAACUUACAAGAAUGUUGGUCAGCAUGUGUAGUUGUUCACCUGGGUAUUUUCAUGUGGAUAUUUUUAGAGUUAUUGCCCUUGACUUAGUAAAUAUUUACAAUUUUCAACUUGUGUCGCACGUAACUCAAAAAAUAUUUGACCUAAAGUCAUGAAACCUUACAGGAUUGUUGAUCAGCAUGUGUAGUUGUGCACCUAGGUAUUUUUAGCUCGACUAUUCGAUAAGAAUAAGUAGAGCUAUUGAAGUCACCCGAGCGUCGGCGUCGGCGUAACCACUUAUGUUAAAGUUUUUGUAAUAGUUCAAAUAUUUUCAAAGUCCAUUGAGAUAUGGCUUUGAAACUUUGCACACUUGUUCACCAUCAUGACCCCAACCUGUAGACAGGAGGAGGUAACUCUAUCAAGCAUUUUGACAGAAUUAUGCCCCUUUUUCAACUUAGAAUUUAUGUUAAAGUUUUUGUAAUAGUUCAAAUAUUUUCAAAGUCCAUUGAGAUAUGGCUUUGAAAACUUUGCACACUUGUUCACCAUCAUGACCCCAACCUGUAGACAGGAGGAGGUAACUCUAUCAAGCAUUUUGACAGAAUUAUGCCCCUUUUUCAACUUAGAAUUUAUGUUAAAGUUUUUGUAAUACUUCAAAUAUUUUCAAAGUCCAUUGACAUAUGGCUUUGAAACUUUGCACACUUGUUCACCAUCAUGACCCCAACCUGUAGACAGGAGGAGGUAACUCUAUCAAGCAUUUUGACAGAAUUAUGCCCCUUUUUCAACUUAGAAUUUAUGUUAAAGUUUUUGUAAUACCUCUAAUAUUUUCAAAGUCCAUUGACAUAUGGCUUUGAAACUUUGCACACUUGUUCACCAUCAUGACCCCCACCUGUAGACAGGAGGAGGUAACUGUAUCAAGUAUUUGGACAGAAUUAUGCCCCUUUUUCGACUUAGAAUUUACGUUAAAGUUUUUGUAAUAGUUCAAAUAUUUUCAAAGUCCAUUGACAUAUGGCUUUGAAACUUUGCACACUUGUUCACCAUCAUGACCCCCACCUGUAGACAGGAGGAAGUAACUGUAUCAAGCAUUUUGACAGAAUUAUGCCCCUUUUUCGACUUAGAAUUUACGUUAAAGUUUUUGUAAUAGUUCAAAUAUUUUCAAAGUCCAUUGACAUAUGGCUUUUGAAACUUUGCACACUUGUUCACCAUCAUGACACCAACCUGUAGACAGGAGGAGGUAACUGUAUCAAGCAUUUUGACAGAAUUAUGCCCCUUUUUCGACUUAGAAUUUACGUUAAAGUUUUUUGUAAUACCUCAAAUAUUUUCAAAGUCCAUUGACAUAUGGCUUUGAAACUUUGCAUACUUGUUCACCAUCAUGUCACCAACCUGUAAACAGGAGUAGGUAACUCUAUCAAGCAUUAUUUUUUACUAUCAAGCACUAGAAUAGUCGAGCGUUGCUGUCCUACCGACAGCUCUUGUUGUGUGGAUAUAUAUUUAGUAUUUUUAGAGUUAUUGCCCUUGAAUUAGUAAAAAUUUCCAAUUUUCAACUUGUGUUGCACAUAACUAAAAAAGUAUUUGACCUAGAGUCAUGAAACCUUACAGGAAUGUUGCUCAGCAUGUGUAGUUGUGCACCUGGGUAUUUUCGUGUGGAUAUUUUUAGUAUUUUUAGAGUUAUUGCCCUUGACUUAGUAAAAAUUUACAAUAUUCAACUUGCGUUGCACGUAACUCAAAAAGUAUUUGACCUGUAGGCCUGAAAGUUUACAAGAAUGUUGGUCAGCAUGUAUACUUAUGCACCUUGGGAUUUUCUUGUGGAUUUAUUCAGUAUUUGUAAUAUUUUUCCUUUACUUAAUAAAAUAUUUUUAGUUUUUAACCUUGGCACAUGUAGCCAAAAAAAAAAUUUGACCUAGAGACAUAAGAUUGACAAAUCGGUGGAGUGUCGGGCACUCGUGUCCUAUGGACACAUUUCUAGUUUUUUAUUUAAUAUUUAUAUCUUUGUUUUGUUAUUGAUCUGUUUUAUUUGUAUGUUACUUUGUUUUGUAGUAAAUUGUUCUUCUAAAUCAUUGAAAGAAUGAAAUGCUUACAAAAACCUUGAACCCAGGGACCCCAAGUUCCACCCUAAGUUAGAUGACCCUUUAAGUUAUCUACUUACUAAAUAUGGAAGAUAUUUGUCAUUUUAAUGAAGUUACUAGGAGAAACUGUAGAAAAGCACAACAUAAUUACAGAAUGCCAGAAAGAAGAAACGGUGACUUCUGGUAUAUGCUGCCUGUUUACAGUACAAAGUACUUCUCUCUAGUCUGUUCCCCUUGUUGAACACAUAUCAAAAUAGUAAACAUUUUCCUUGCUUUAAAUCAGUUAUGUUUUGUAGUUCUGUGUCUGGCCUAGCUUCUGUAUUUUAAUAAUUAUCUCCCCUUAGAAUGUAAAAUUUGUCUUAAAGGUUCAUUGCAUUUCCACCUAUAUCUCAUUUGGAAUUUCAAUAAAAAAAUGUUAGUAUUAUUUUGUAUUACCUAAUACUUCCAAUUGUUGUUUCUGCCACAUUAGAUUGGUCACAUCAUAUAUGACAGGCUCGUAAUGCUCAAAGAAAAUUUCUUCUUAAAAUUAUAAUCAUUGAUCUCUUUACUCUUUAUUCAUGACAAGUUUUAAUUCUUGACAAGUUAAUCCCAAUUAUCUGCAUGACAUAUGACAAAGUUUAUAACCAAGGCAACUAGCCCAUCUUUGUUGCUUAAGGGAUUACUUCAGACUUAAAAUGCUAGUUGCAGUUCAUUAUCAUCAACCAUGUAUUACAUGACAAGGUUUUUAACUCUGAUUCCUAUACUUCCAUCCCUUUGAUUCCUAUAUUUCCAGAAUUACAUUACACCCCUUUGAUUCCUAUAUUUCCAGAAUAACAUUACACCCCUUUGAUUCCUAUAUUUACAGAAUAACAUUACUCCCCUUUGAUUCCUAUAUUUCCAGAAUUACAAUACACCCCUUUGAUUCCUAUAUUUCCAGAAUAACAUUACACCCCUUUGAUUCCUAUAUUUUCAGAAUUACAUUACACCCCUUUGUAUUUUUUUUGUUAUUUUUGUGUCGCCUCUACGGAGUAGGGAUCACUUCUCCGUCGUCUGUCUGUCUGUCUGUCCGUCCGUCACAAAACUUGUCCGGACUACUCCUCAUAAACUACUGGUGCAAUUUCAUCCAAACUUUACAGGAAUGAUCAGUACCAAGUCUAGUUGUGCAUAUUGUCAGCAUUUUCCGGUUCAAUGAUUUUUGUCAGAGUUAUGGCCCUUUAAUAAUUUUUAUUUUUAAAGUUUGUCCGGACUACUUCUCUUAUACCACUAAUGCAAUUUCAAUGAAACUUUACAGGAUUGAUCAUUAGCUCAAGUCCUUGCGCAUAUUGCACAGGUUUUCCGGUUGAAUGAUUUUUGGCCGAGUUAUGGCCCUUUGAUAAAAAGGUGGUUUUUUCUGUGUGUUGCCAGAUACACAAAAGCUUGUCCGGACUACUCCUCAUUAACUACUCGUGCAAUUUCAUCCAAACUUUACAGGAAUGAUCAGUACCAAGUGUAGUUGUGCACUGUCCGUCUGUCUGUCUGUCUGUCUGUCACAAAACUUGUCCCAACAUGAAAUUGGCCAUCAUGAGGCGACACAUGUGAUCACUGAUCGCUCUUGUUUUGUAUUUUAUAUACUCAAUCGUUUGCAUUAUAAAACGGAAAUUUGUGUUGAUAUUUUAGGUUCACUUGCUUGCAUAUCAUAUUGUGCAAAAUAGUCGAAUAUGUUGUUUUUAUUGGUAUUGAUAAAACACUAUAUUUAAUCUGUAGUAGUUAUUUAACUUUGUAAUAUUUCAUAUUCAGUUUUUGUCCAGAGCUUAUCUUAAAGUCAUUAUGACAUAUCAAGAACUAUAUAAAAUUGUAAUUAAUGUUGUUACUUGUUAGAAUCUUUCACUACACUUGAAUCCUAAGAUUUUAAUUUUUAUAUUAAUUAACAUACAUGUACUUCAAAUAAAUUACUACAAGGCUUUGUCAGAAUAAUAUCUUAAUGCAAUUACAAUGUAUAUCUCAAAGUCCUUUAAUUUGCUUGACCCAUUUUUCUAGGCUUUGUAUCAUAAUAUGCUUUGAGGUACAUGAAAUAAUACUUAUGUAGCUUCAGUUAAACUUUUACCCCUUGAGCAUAUUGUGAAAAAUGGCCGUUUUCAUCGAAAAGCCUCCUGUUACAAGUUCAAACUGCUAUGAAACUGUUGCGAAAAAUCACUAUUUUGCAUUGUUUUUUUCCCAUCAAAACUGAUUUCAAAGUGCUGCAACUUCUCUAUGAAUUGAGAUAGAGUAAAGGGCUUUUCAGCGUCGGUUGCAAGUUACCCUAAGAUCAACCUGAGGCCAUUUUUAGUCUGUCACAUGUCCAAAAUUUCCUUAGAGAUGAGGGGGACUAUGCCCCCCCCUGUUCAAACCCCCCCCCCCAAACAGCAAGGGGCACAUCCCUUUUUCGGGCAACCCCCCUGAUGUAACAUUUUGAUGGGUGCGGCGCCGAAAAGGUCGUCACUUUUUUUAACAACAUUUCUCAAAUGAAAAACAGUGUUUUGGGGUCUAAAUAGGGCAUUUUUUCACUGUUUGAGGCAUCAAAAAGGGGGGGGGGCAAAAAGCCGUCAAAACACGUCUAUAUGAGGGAAAAGGUUAAGUAAUUUGAAUCUUUUGGGUGCAGAUAAUUAUGAAUUCAACACAUUGUCUUGUGCUUAUUUUUUUCUUCUUUUAUUAUCAAGAUUUUCAAGUCACUAUUUUUAAUUUAUUUUGUACACCUCUCUGUAAAUAAAUAAUGUUUUCUUGUUGUAUUUAUCAAAUUGUAGUGAAUAUUAAAUGUUGUUUUUCCUUACUUUUUGGAGCAUUAGGUGUCUGGACAAAAUAUAUAGUUUUCUAUAUGAUGAUUUGUUAAGUAUUCUGAAAUAAUAAUAAAUAUGUCAGAAUUAUGAGUGAUAAAUUUUAUGAAAAUAUGUUUAAUAAAAUAAAUUCAUUUCAAUGCAUAUAA
Molecule: messenger RNA, 8977 nt
Organism: Ruditapes philippinarum (Manila clam)
Lineage: Eukaryota; Metazoa; Mollusca; Bivalvia; Venerida; Veneridae
Product: ATP-dependent Clp protease ATP-binding subunit clpX-like, mitochondrial
Exons: 12
Coding region: 136-1833 (565 amino acids)
Biological process (GO): proteolysis; protein catabolic process
Cellular component (GO): mitochondrial matrix
Molecular function (GO): ATP binding; ATP hydrolysis activity
Source: RefSeq, a predicted model, not a curated record